Linum tenue is the source of this 1101-nucleotide messenger RNA. NCBI's taxonomy places the organism in Eukaryota, Viridiplantae, Streptophyta, Magnoliopsida, Malpighiales, Linaceae. The record is from the annotation of a GenBank genome assembly.
AUGGAUUGUUAUGAUGGUGAUGAUCAUCAUCAGCUGGCUUCUUUGCCAAGAUUUGUUGGAUUGGCGUUGGUUGGCAACCCCCAACUCAAGUGCUUGUCAAGUAACGUCUGGAACAUGGUCUCUCAAACGCUCAUUCUCGGAGAUUGCCCGUCGAUUGAAAGUUUGCCGGAAAUCUCACAGCCUGUGACUGGCUUAACUAUGCUUUCUAUAAAAGGAUGUCGCAACCUGAAGAGCUUUCCAACCGGCAUCAACAAUCUGAAAUAUUUGCAGAUCCUCGUUUUUGUUGGCACGGAUAUUGAGUCCCUGCCUUCGGCUAUUGUGGAACUUGACCAGCUCUCCCAUUUAGAGUUGGGUUCCAACAAAAGCUUAGAGUUCGUCCCGAGCGACAUCCAUAAGCUUAUCAAGUUAUCCUACUUGUCAUUGGCGGACUGUUCGAGGAUUAAAUAUUUGCCAGAACUCCCACCCAAUCUUCUAACUUUGGUUGUAAGUGAUUGCACUUUGCUACAAGCCUUACCAAGCAUCAUAGGCAAGCUGAGAUGGAAGGAACUCUACUUUGAACAUUGCCCGCAACUGGAUCCGUAUCUUCCUCAAGAAGUAGUGCUUAAUUUCCAUAAUCAUGCAACGUCAAAUCUACAUCCUCAGUGUGUUCUUCAACAUUCCGGGAGUGAAAUUCCAAGGUGGUUUGCUUACAGAAGCCCGAAUUAUGCAAGUGAUUCAUGUCCGAUGCUGCAAUUGACUCUUUCAAACUGCACUACUAAGCGGCUAAUCAAAGGGAUUGCAUUUGGAAUGGUGUGUUCUUCUAAUGUUGGGUUUGUCGAUAUAUCUAUCGCUUGCGUUUGCACUACCACUCCUGUAUAUUGGAGAUCUCCCAAUUUUGGUUUUGGUGGGGCCUCCCAAUCAGAUAACGUAUAUAUGUGGUACGACAAGAACCUGUUAGGUACGACCCUGGAAGGAAUACAAGAUGAAGCAAAACCUUGGUAUGAGAGAGAUGCUGGCCUCACUGUUACCUUCAUAUUUUCCCUUCAGCCAGUCAAGGAAGAAUAUGCCAAGAAUGUAAAGAGAAUAAAAAUCAAAAGUGUUGGCGUCUCUCUAUUGGACUAA